Messenger RNA from Lymnaea stagnalis (great pond snail), 12957 nucleotides. NCBI's taxonomy places the organism in Eukaryota, Metazoa, Mollusca, Gastropoda, Lymnaeidae. The record is from the annotation of a GenBank genome assembly.
UGGCAUUUAAGAUGGCGACGCGCUGGGCACAUAACCUGAUCUAAACAAAAAUUAACAACAUUCAUAUAUUAAUAGAUAGAGGUAUAACAGAUAUAGUAUUUUAAGCAAUUAAAACACAGUACCCACAGUUUUAGCCCAAUAUUUUCUUACUUUCAGAAAUUUUUUUGUAAAUUUACCUAUUUUAUAUUUAUUGUAUACUUAGAAAACCGCUCAAAGUAUCACAUCAGUAUCAAAUAAAGUUAUAACUUAUAAUUUAUAACACUUCACCAAGGGCCAAGGUGAGCUGCUUGAAUUGAUGGAGACCGAGUGACCAGCAGGGCUUUACUACAAUUGGGUCCACAUAGACAGUAUGAUAGAGUUACUUAUGCAAAAUAAAAUGAAUGAAAACAACAACAAAUUCAGUCAUCAAUCAAUCAUUUUCAUUUAAACAUUUAAUUCAUAAAUUAAAUGAAAAUGACUACAUUAUAGACUAUAGUGACAUCACUGUAUUAACUGUAUAGUAUAGUAUUAUUUUCGCCCAUAAUAUUUACCUUCUAUUUUGACAUAUUUGUAACACAAUCACAAAGUAAACACUUUUAUUGAACAUCCUCACAAAUUUGUGACAAUCCUCCUCCCACGAGUUAUGUUGCGGAUGGCCCCCUAAAUACUUUCUGCAUCUAGCAAUAUCUUUAUUACUGAACUGAAAUUCUUUUAAAAAAUAAUUUGCUGAAUUUUUUGCUUUUGUAACUAUAGUGAUAUAUGCUUAUAGAUUAGAUAUAGAUUUACUUGUAGGCAAAGAUGAUAUCCUUUUAAUUUUCCUUUUAUCUCAGAUUAUUUCCAAACAAGCCAAAAGAUGGCUCUUUCACAUAGAGACUUGGAUGAUUUGAAGCCAUUGCUGAGUGACACAGUCAAACAGUUGCUUGGUUUUAGUGAGCCAACCGUUGUUGCUGCUGCCCUGAACUGUCUUAGCACAGGCUAUGAUAUGAACAAGACAAUCGGUAAGGAAAUAAAAUAAAACUUAUUAGGUUUAUUUUCUUUUAUUGAUCAUGGUUAAAACUUUUUCUGAUCAAUUUACUUAUUUAUUCCCCCCCCCCCUGUUUUAUGUGAAGAUUAUCUACUACUUUUUCAUCUAAUUAGACUGAAUUCUUAACUAACCUUUUUUUCACAGAGCAACUUUCUCGUAUUUUGGACCGCUCACAAGCUUCAACCCUAGCUGAACGUGUCCAUCAUCUUUAUGAAGAUUUUAGAAACAGUCUAAGAAGUGUCAAGAAGAGGCGCAGAGUAGGAUUAGCUUUUAAAUUUUAAAAUUAUAAUCACUAGAAAUAUUUUUUUACUUUUCCUAAACUAACAGGUAUAAACUUAUUUAGUAUUUUUGUUUUUUUAUCAAAGCUGCUAAAUGCUCAAUAAAUGAAAUAAUCUAUGGCCUUUAUUGGAAAUUUUAAAGAAAAUUAUGAUUUGCUUCAAUAAUGAUCACUUUUGUUGUUUCCUGGUAUUAACAUUAAUACUUUAAAACUAGACAAAUUUGCUUUUAAAUUUGGAAUAAAUAAAAGGCUUUCAAGUGUUAAAAGUUGAUAAUUUGGGACACUUGAAUGUAAUUUUGAGUAUGGAAGACCUUGGUAAUUUUCUUGGACAUUGUGAUUUUCUCACUGUUAGUAUAUUCAAUUAUUUUUUUAUCUAUUUUUCAUUCAAAUAAAGCUUAUCAUAAAGUAACUUUAUCUCUACAUAGUGUUUAAUUGGUAUACACAUGAUGAAAUAGCAGAACAAGUGAUGUUGCAGCUUGAAUCAAUUGACAGUACAAUAAGAUUUGAAGGUUUCGGCAUAGAGCCUUCUUCAGCGCACAGGAUCAACGAAAAUACCACAAGAAACAGAGCACUGUAAAAAACUCAAGAGUUUUUUUAGUUUUGUUUACUGUGCUCUGGUUCUUGUGGUAUUUCUUGUCCAUUGAUUCAAGUUUCAACAUACCUAAUUGUGCUAUUUGAUUUACUUAACUUAAAUGCAGCCCUUCAAUUAUUAUUGCUUGAUAAUUUGUCUGUAAUUUUCAGGAUGAUGGAGAUGAAAAUUUGAAAAGAAAGAAGUACAUUGAUGAUCAAAUUGAAUUUGAUGAGAUGGCGGCCAUGUCUCAACCAGCCCCCAAACCUAAGAACACAUUGCCCAAUCUUAACCCCCCAGGAUCUAUGCUGACACCAGAUAAAGUGAGUUUCAUUUUUUUGUUAACCUAUAACAUUAAAUUGGUAUUACAAUCAAUACAGAAAACUAAAGGUAUGUUAUAUAUUAUAUUUUUAGCAGUAGUGCAAUGAAGGAAAUUAAUUUUAGUUAUUUAAAAGAGCUCCAUAGAAAUUAGUUUUAAGACUGAGGCUUGAGGAGUUGAAGAAGAUAUCCAAAAAAAGGAAAUCUUGUGUCCACUCUAAGAAAUGAAAUUAUAAUGCUGUUGUUUAAAAUAAAUAUUUUUUUAACCUUCUUUUCCCUCUCAAGUAAAAUUAGUUUUAUUUUAUAUUACAUAAAUUGAUUUGUAUCAAAGUUUUGACUUUGAAUGAAAUUGAAUGUACCUGGUAGUUUCUUUCAAAGGUUUCAUGCUUCUUUUAUAAUGUUUGUGAAUUAUCUUUUAAAGAAAUCUUCUGAACUCAUUGAUGAAAAUUUUAUUUUAGUUUUUUUUUCUGUGAACUCAAGAAUAUUUUUCUAAAAGUAUUAUGCUCUAUUUAUGUCAAUGUAACUCAUGUUUAACUUGGUACUCUCCGAACAGAUAAAAGAGAUGAUGGCCAAUGCCCAAAAGAUGAUUCAAGAAAGGAAAGCCCAGCUGCAGGCCACCAUGCCCAUUCCAGCCUCAGCUACUAUUCACGUACAUACUGAUCUUGUCUUUUAAUACCUCACAAAAUAUUUUCUGAAGGAUCAAAAAUAUGUGUAAUGUAAAAUAUAAGUCUGUGAUAGUUAAACGCAAUUCAUUACAUGUCAAAGUAUCAAUCAAUCAAUAAAUAAAUAUAAUGUUUAUACACUUUACAAAGUUGAAAAAUAAAAAAAAAUAAAAGGAUAGUUGAAACUUCAAAUGCUUAAAGUACAUUGGAUUUUGAAAUUACUGAUCCAUAAUCUUAUAAAAAGAAUUCUAGAGAGUAUAUUUUGAUCAUUGAAUGUAUGGUCUGACAAUGCUCCAUUGUGAGACACUAAACUGUUCUUUAUCAUAAAUUUCUUUAUAACUCAGAGAGGUCCAGUCUCCAUACCAACAGAUGCAGCAAUGAACAAGGCAAAACGAGCUGCAGAACUACAGGCACAAAUACAAUCUCGGCUGAGUGGGAUGGCGGGUGUUUUGCCACCACCUCUUAUCCCUGGCCUGCAGGGAUCUGCCCCAACACAGCAACAACAGACCACACAUCUUCCACCAUUGGCAGGGUGUGUAUUUGAGAGAGUUUGUAUGUUUACAGUCCAUUUUGGCAGGCAGGAUGUGGUAGAUGUUGCUAUGUACAAGUGCUGCUCAUUUUUCUUACUUUUGUGUUCCUUUUUAAAGAUCUGACAUAAAAAAAUUGUAAUAUUUUCUGCUUCAGUGUUGAGUGUUAUAAAUUUAUCGUAGCACACUCUAACAUAGACUGUUUAACAUGCUAGUUUAUGUUUAUAAAGUUUAUGUUUAUAAAAGGCUGUCACACAUUCUGCUGCACAUGUAGAAAAUACCAAAUGACUAGUGCAUACUGGAUGGAUGGUGUAAAUGCCUCUUAUAUGAUCUUCAUAUUUCCCAUCAAGGGGUUAUUUGAUUUAUCCACUUAUAAUUAACUGUUUUCUGAUGAUGACAAAUAAUAAUUCUCUAGGGAUUUAUGUAUGGCUAUAAUGCUGUGAUCAGUAGGUGCUCAAAAUAAAAUUUCCUGAAAUUAUCACUAAUUUGGAUUAUUUUAAAGUGUGUCACUUGAAUGCAUGUUCUGUCAAGUAACUUUAGCAGGUGGGAAGUUCAUGCAAUGUAGCGGCCAUUAUUUGGUGGGUUAUUUCUCACUAAAAUAUAAAAAAUGUGAGCAUUCCAAGGCCAGACUGUCAAUAUUACCACAAUAAUUUUUGAUUUUAUAGAAAAUUUUAAACUUUCAUUCAAACUUGUAAUUGUCCUUAUUUGUUAAAAAAAUAUCUUUAUUUGGGUCCUUGAUAUUUUAGGCCCUCUCCUCUGAUCUUGAACGAAGAAGGCAAAACAAUUGAUGCCAAGACUGGAGAAGCAGUGCAGUUGGCCCUUUAUACCCCGACACUGAAAGUAGGUGCAUCAAUUAUCACUGAUUUUUAACAACUUCUAAAAAUCAAAGACAUGCAUGAAAGCUUUCAAGAAACAAUGUUUUAAAAAAUGAGACAAUUCUUAAUCGCUUGUUUGUAUACCAGUGUACAUUCAUUUUGAUUGACAUGGAGUUUAAUCAAAAUAUAAGGUCUUUCUUAUAAUACAUCGGUUUGAAAUGUUAAAUCUUUCUUAUCUCAAAGGCUAAUAUCAGAGCCAAACGACGAGAACAGUUCAAAGGAUUGAUUGAUAAACCACCUGAAGAAAUUAGUGAAAGUAAAUUCUUUGAUGGUAGACUUUCGUAAGUAUCUCUGUGAGAAUAUUGUAAACAUUAAAUUAUUUUUAAGUUCAAUCAAUGGGUUUCUUAGCUGAUAUUACAAAAAAAAAAAAAAAGCAAAUUAAAUGUUUGCAGUAGCAUGAGUCUCCUACCAAUUAAUAAAAGUGAAUACAAUUUCCUUACUGGAGAUAACUAUCAUGAUUUUGUUUAGUUGAAAGAAGAAAAAUAUGUUACAAAUUAAGGAUUAAUAUUUAUUCAUAAUUUUCUUGUAUGACAUUGUUUUUUUGAAUUCCUCAGUUUAAAAGGUGUCCAAAGACAAAAGAGAGGUUUUAAAUUCCAUGAGAAGGGCAAGUUUGAGCAGCAAGCCUCACGUCUGAGAGCAAAAGUAAGGACUGGAUUGAUGAAUCAAUUUGUCAAAUAAAUGGCUGGGGUGGUUGGGAAGAACUUGAUUGCUUAAGUUUUAUAUACAGAACAGAGAGCGAGAUUUGAGUUGACUUUGUCAUUUAUGACAGUCUUAUAAACAGAGUAAAAAUGCAAAAGUCUUGUAAGAGAUUCAUAAAGUGGGUAUAACCGGAGUGACCAAAAUGUUGUGAUGGUAUUCCAAAUUUAAUAGGUUUAUUAGCUAGUUAGUUGUAGAUGUAACAUGCUGUAAUGUUAGAUUGAUAAUGAAAGGAAUAUUAUAAACCAAAAUUCAAAAUUGUGUAAAUAUGAGUAGUAGUCACCCUAGUAAUAAGAUGAGAUUCUUUCAUUGAUCCAAAUAAAUGAAAAUGUUUUUAAAAAAAUUAGAUUGUACAUAUUCAUUUUCAAUAAAUAAUUUAAGAUUCUUACUAAGACAAACCUUUUUUAAUUAGAACAAUAUAAAUACGAGACAUCUAAAGUUUUCUCUAAGUGCAAAAAUAAGCCGUCAAAUGCCAUGGAGCCUCACUCCUUUGGUGACAAUAUUGACUUAAAGAGUGAUAGUUUAGAUAUUGUAACAGCGGGGAAGCUAGCUGGUAAAUUUUGACAGAUUAGGGAACAAAUGGAUUUUAUAUAUCUUUCAGGCCUAAAUUUUGUAAAAAAAUGUAAUACUGUAAAAGAAAUUCAAGAGGUAUAUGAUAGAAGCAUUAUAAUCUUGGUAGUAGAGCAGGACGACUAAGUAUAAAGUAGACAUGGAUUGUAGGAAAGGUAAAGAGACCUUGGGACAGUAAACAGUUUGUUAUAAUCAGUGAUGGACUUAAGAACUAGUUACCACAGAAACUUAUACAAUAGUGAUAAAUAAAUAUGUCUUUAUGAACUAUUAAAUUAUAUAAAAGGAUAACAUACAGUGUGAUUCUGUAGCUUUUUCUUGAUUCUGGCUGUGAUGGCUACCAGCAAUGUUGUCAGAUAUUUAUAUCUAUCUAUUAGUGAGAUCAAUCUUUUUUUCAGGCCCAGCUAGAAAGACUUCAGGCAGAAAUUGCACAAGCUGCCAAAAAGACUGGCAUAGCUUCUGCUGCUAAGAUAGCCACAAUUGCACCCAAAAAAGAAAUAGUAAGUGACUUAGGCAGAUAUUAAACUUUAGUCAAUUCUAUAGUGUUGUGACAAAGGAUGACAUUAAGAAGUUGAUUUUCAUAAUAAGAUUAACUAUGUAAAAAAAACAACAGUCCCUCCCCCCUCACCCCACCGAUUAAAAAAAUUAUUUGGUUUUUCGAACUCCCGUUGCUAAUGGAGAUAUGCAUUUUCACAAAAAUACAUUUUUUUUAGCCCUUAAAUUUAUUUAAUAUUUCUAUAAUUUUAAAAUAUUUAGAAUCAUGAUGGCUCAUGAUAAUCAAGUAGAUUAUUUCAUUAUGAUUCGUGGUUAAAGUACUUAGUCUUGUCUCUUUUACUUCCAAAAGCUUAAUAGUUCAUUUUUUUGUAGUUGCUUUUUGGACAGUGUUAUGAUUUUAUUUGAUGCCAGGUAACUAAUAGUAAGUCUAUUAAAUCUAUGUUUAUCUAACAGAAAGAGGGUGAGGUACCAGACAUAGAGUGGUGGGACUCUUUCAUCAUCAGAAGUAACACGUAGGUCAUCCUAUGUUUUGUCUUCAGUUCCGUUUGUUUUUCGAUGUUGCACAAUCCUUAUCCAAAUGGAAGAGGGUCUUAUGACAAUUAGGCUGUUAUAGAAUCUUUUUAUAAACUCUCUAAAGUUUUAUUAAGUGGUGCAAAAAAAAAAGGGACAAAAGGGGGAAUAUUUUAAAGUCACUGUACUUAAAAGCUUCAUGUCUGUUAACAAAGGCCUUUUGAUGAAGCGUUUAUAGUUUUCCAUGUCUUUAAUAAAACUUUGUAAUACUUCAUUAUAAUUUUUGCAGUUAUUUCCAUGUUCUUUUUAAGUGUACAUCUCUGUUUGAUUUUAUUCACAAUUGGGAAAUGCACUUAAACUAUAAACACCCCUACCAUUUGUUUGAAAAAGAUCUUUUAAAAUAACUAUGCCAAUGAUUGCAAUCUAAGAAAAUCUCGAUACCCCUUCUUAUAAAAAAAGAGUAUUAUCAUAUUGACUUUUGAAAGUUUCAUUUCUAUAACUACUCUACUUAUAUUUGUUACCUAUCAGGUACGAUGUGGUUCCCAAAACUGGUGACAUAGACAGGCAAGCUUUUUAUGGCAUUACAAACCUGGUCGAGCACCCCACACAGAUUGCACCACCAGGUACACCAAUGGCCCUCUGCAGACUAUAUUUUAAAGAUAGAUUUUAAUCAAUAUUUUAAGAAGUUUUUUCAAAUUUAUAAUUUUGAAUUAUAAUUUUUAGCCUUAGUUUCACAAUUAGGUAGUUGAGAGUUGGUAGGGAUUUGUAAUAAUAAUAGAAUGGAAAGCCGGUAGGAGAAUUUAAGCUGUUUAUGUGGUUUAAAAAAAAGACAUAUUUGAGGAAUAUCUCUAAAGCUCACUGCUUUUGAAUUUUUUUAACUUUAAAUAUUAUUAAAAUCAUAAUUAAUUAUCAAUAAUUCAGAACUACCAUUACUGUCAAUUAGAUUUUAAAAAAAAAUUGAUUUGAGCUUUCAUCAACUUUGUUCUAUUACCAUUUCAUAAUUCAUGAACUGCUUGUUUCAACAGUUGAUUGCAAAGAUGAAGUUUCUAUACCAGUGUUUCUUACCAAGAAGGAAAGGAAAAAGCUACGUAGACAAAACAGAAGAGAAGCUGAAAAAGAAAUUCAAGAGAAAAUCCGUUUAGGCUUGGCACCUCCGCUGGAGCCAAAGGGUAAUGCUAGUGUUCAUCUUUUUAAAAUAAAUUUUCUCAUUAAAUUACCAAUUUUUAUAUUUAUAUGGAAGAAAGUUUGGUAAAUUAUUUUUAACCUGCGCAUUUCGUUAGUAGCCUGAUCCCAACAUAAAAAGAAACCCUGAUGUCAAUAAAUUGUAAUAGUUGGUAAUCCUCACAAAAAUUAUUUUGUUUGAAAACAAGGAUAAGACAACCAGAAAACAUUGAUGCAUAAUACUUUUAAAUUGAUGAUCACUUUCUGAUAUUAUUUGUCAAUGAAUGCAGUGAGAAUGGCCAAUCUGAUGCGUGUGCUGGGAACAGAAGCUGUUCAAGACCCUACAAAAGUUGAGGCCCAUGUUCGAGCACAGAUGGCCAAGCGUCAAAGGCAGCACGAGGAGGCAAACGCAGCUAGGAAAUUGACAGUAGAGCAGCGGAGGGACAAAAAAAUUUCUAAGAUAAAAGAGGACACAUCUCAGGGAGUGUAUGUUUCGGUUUACAGGUAAAUAACGGGGUUUGAGUCAUCCCCCCCUCAGUUUCUUUGGUUUUUAUUGUUUUGUUUGCUGUAUUAGAUCUUGUAUAUUUUAAACAUUGCUUUCCAUAACAAUGUGGGAAAAGCCCUUGUGAUGUCUCGUUUAUCCUGUUGUGAAAUGGCUAGUCGAACACUUUCUGAUAUAGUCUUUUGAAAUUUACUUACUUUGAUUUAAAAAUUACUUGCAGCACAAGGAAUAAUCUGUUUUUAACAACUCCAUUUUUAUCUCUUUUUUCUUGCUUAGAGUUCGAGACCUUUCUGACCCAGCCAUCAAAUUUAAAGUUGAGACCAAUGCUAAUCAGCUGUACAUGACUGGCAUCACUGUUAUCUAUAAGGAUUGUAAUCUGGUGGUUGUUGAAGGUGGUAAGUGCUAAUACAGAAUGUUAACAAUUUGUAACCUGAUUUUAAUUAAUCUCAUCAUUAUCACCACAUGUAAAGUACAUUUAAACACGGUUCAUAUUUGAUAUAAAUUGAUGGCAAUAUUUAUACAUUAAAAAAAUGUAAUAAAUAUAGAAAUAUAAUGAUUUAAUUAAAGAAUAACAGCUUAAUUUUUAAGUUAAGUCUAACUGAUAUAACAACAUCUUCGUGGGGGGGGGGGGGGGGUGUGUGUGUGUGAGUACCAUAUUUUACUAAAUUGAAGGAAAUGAUAAAACUCCUUCAUGAUAAUGAAUUAAUUAUAUCAUUUUUCAUAUCUGAAGGUCCCAAACAGCAGCGCAAAUUUAGACGACUUAUGUUAAAUCGUAUAAAGUGGGCAGAAUCUCACAGACGAACGAAAGAUGUUGGUAAGUUGGGUCAGAUGGAAAUGAAAUAGUUCUGUACUGUUAUUAUUUUAAUGUAAGUUAAAUGAGCUAGUUUGUUGUAAAAACAUUUUAUUUAUGUGCUGCAAUCAAAAAGCAUUUCCAUUUGUUUGGAUCAAUAAAAGAAUCUUAUCUUAUUAACAUAAUCUCCUUCUUUGUAGUGUUUCAAGUCUGGGUUUUGCAAUUUAAAAUAUAGAAUAACAAAAUUUCAGCAUUUGAUGUGCAUUAUAACUGGAUUUCAUAAAGUGAAAAGUUAAAAAAAAAAGGAUUGUUCAUAAUCAUAGUUUUGUAAUUUUGAAAUUUAUUAAAAGCCUAGAAUGUUUAAAAUUACUUAAAGGCAAUGAAAAAAGAUUUUGGUUUAGACUAAAAAGAGAGGCUGGCUCUGAAUUUUAAUUAUUAAAAAUUAGAAGAAAAAAAAAAGGCUGACUUAAAUAUCAAUCAAACAGCAAAUGUAACAAAAAUGCUUAGAGCUGUCAUUUCCACCCAGAUGAUGAGAAAUAAGGAAGCUUAAUGAUAAUGGUUUAUUAAAAACUGUGUGUAAGGGCCCAUUCAUAAAUGAUGUCACACAUCUAGAAUGGGGAGAUCAAAUUUUUGAUAAUGUAUUCCGAGUGUGUCAAAAUUCUGUGAUAAAUUGGUGAUAUGAAGAAGAAAAUAAACAGGGGAGGGGAGGGUUAAAAAGUCUACCAAAACAGAGUUACAUCUUUUAUGGUUGGUCCCUACUUAAUCCUGGUCAAGCAGUUCUUACAAACCCACCUCAAGGUUUUAUACAGUGAAGUUUCAUUUGUAUUGUUUUUCCAGAGGCAAGUGAAGAUGACAGCAAUGUAGAUAAAACCAACAAAUGUGUUCUUGUAUGGGAGGUAAGCAUUUUAGUUUUUAACAUGAGCUAUUUAAUGACUAGAUUUUGAUGUUAUUUGUCUUAUGACACAACUCUUAAAACAUGUCAGUCUGGUUUUCCAGAAUUUACAGGAGUUUACAAUAAAAACCUAAUAAAAUUAAAACAAACUUACUAAACAUUUGGUUAGAUCAUGUGAUCGGAGAUGUACUUACAAUUACUGGGGUAAUGUAAUUUUAAAAUGUAUAAUCCCUUUGACCCUGCGAUCCCACUUUAUGGGUCUGUGUGCAUUACAAAUCCACACCCGGCAUGACCAAUAUUUUGAUCUUCCAUACCCCACCCUAGAUCAACAGUCUGUCUAUAAGAAGUGUUUUGUAAAUACUGAGUUCAGGGCUGAUCACGUGAUAGCAUUAUGAUAAUGUCAAUGAUUCAAAGGAUUUUGAAAAAGGAUUGAAAUAAAGCAAAUAGACAAUAAUAGUGACGAUUGAUUGACUUCAACUUUUAGUGCUAUUGAUGUGUGCUUUGGAAAUAAAAUAAACAACACAAGGUCUACCCCUAGUCCAAGCCCUGGCUGUUUUGAAAAAUCAGGGUCCAAUAGAUGAACUUUUACUAAGCUACUUUACACCAUUUCUAAGACAAUUUUAUCCUUAUACAUUUUACAAUACAUAUGUAGCAAAUGACAUACAAAUUUAGAUUGAAAUAAAUAAAAUUUAUUUAAUUUUAUAGUCUUCGAUUAUGUUUACUUGCGUGUCAGUUUGUGGAAUUUUUCCCCAGUAGCCCAGGGGCAUGGGUAUUUUAGGACUAGGAGCCCAGGGUUCAAAGGGUUAAGCGUUUAGAGAGUUACAAGGAUGUUAAACCACAGCAUAAUGAAUUGUAUCCCUAAUUUCAUCCAGCUUUGAAAUAAAAUAUGCCUAUGAAAAUAAAGUUAGAAUAAUUACUAUAAAGUUAAAAACAUAGAAAUAGAAUUUAAGGGCAUUUAUAAACCAGCAUCCCUUGUUAAUGGCACUCCACUAAACAAAUGAAAAAUCCUGCAGGGAAUGGUGAAGACGAGAUCCUUUGACGAAAUGAAGUUCAAAACUUGCCCAACAGAAUCCUUUGCCCGGGAGCAGCUAAAGAAACAAGGAGUGGAGCAUUACUGGGACCUGGCCUACUCUGGGACUGUCUUGGAGCUGGCUGGAGAUGACAGCUAGUCUCGGACAGCUUGGACAUACACAAGUUAUCGAAUGGCAUAUUUUGUGCCAGCACCGGACUGUGUUGAACGGGGACGUCCACUUACUAGAGUGACAUGAGAAAAUUAUUUGAUAAAUAAGUUGUAAUACUUUGGGUAAACGGACUAGGACAGGUGAUACUAAAGAAGGUUAGGUAUGCUAGUCCCAUGUGCUGAAUUUAACAUUGGAGUCUGGUUAAAUAAGAAUUAUGAACGAAGUCAUCCUUUCUUUAAUAAAGGAUGAAAGGUGUUAGCUUAGACAUGACAUGUAGCGGCAUGAACUUGAAUUGUGCGUUAGGCGCCUUGUGUGUAUGAGAGAAGGCAGCUCAUGUCAGUUAGUUUCCCCAUGUUUAAAGGGAUUGAGGUUAAGCUCUCCAGCGAUGGCUUAUAUGUUUUAAUGCCAGAUCAAUGUUCUUUGAGUGGCAACUACAAAUGCUCAAUGAAUUAUGAAGUAAGUAAAGAAAAUACAGUGUAACAUUGGUCACCUGAAGGGAAUUGUCCUAAUCAGCUCUACCUCACUGACUCUAAUGCCACAUGCCAUCAUAGCGAAGGAUUUUGAAACAUAAAUACUGGGAACACUUUAUUCCUUUCAAAAAUUGAACUGUCCUUUUUGAAGUUUUUUUUUGAAGUUUUUUUUUUGUUGCCACCUCCAUUUUGAUUUGUCUUAUUUCAAUUAAAUUAAAUACACCAAUAAAGUAACGUUGUUACUGGUGCAAUAAUAAUGAUGUAACAUUGUUAUUGAUACAACAAUAAAGUUACAUUGUUACUGGUAAAAUGAUAAAGUAAAAAUUUUACUGGUGUAACAAUAAAGUCACAUUGUUACUGGGGCAACAAUAAAGUAACUUUUUUACUAGUGCAACAAGAAAGUUACAUUGUUUCUGGUAAAACAAUAAAUUUACAUUGUUACUGGUAUAUGAUAGUUAAAAUAAAGUAUUUUCAUUACCAAUUACAUAGAAAAUGGUGAAAUGUUUAAAUGUUUUUUUUUCAAUAAAGUAAAGAUUUUUAAGGACCUUUGCCACAGCUUUUAUUUUGAGCAAAACAAAAAAAAAAUGACUCCAGUUAGUGAGAGUAUAGUAGUUCUGGAUGUCAAAUAAGGUUAAUGUAAGAGUGUGGUAGAUAUAAAGAAUAUUGGUGGAUUCAUCGCUACAACAAAAACUGCUGUUGGAGAUUUGUGUCUUUUGCACUGCAAAAUCCAGUGCAAUUUAAAAAAAAAUUGGUUGUUUGUUUUUUUUUUCCUUCUAAUAAAAUGUUACAAAUUGUACUUGAAUAUUUUGACACCUAUAAUAAUAAGAUGGAAUCUAUUCUGUUAAGCUCAUUUGUGCACUUGCAAUUUAGCUAAUGUAAAUUCUAAUUGAUAGACAUCCUGUUAGAGAGUAAUGAGGUAAAAUUGUUGUCAUUAUUUUGAGAUUCAUAUUAACUAUGAAAGAAUUAUAGAUAUUUUAGUUUUUAAAGUAACUUUUUUUUUGUAUAGUUAGUAAAUUUUGACAGUUGGAUAAUCCAUAAGUGGGUUAGUCCACAAGUUGGUUAGUCCAUGAGUGGGUUAGUCCACACGUCGGUUAGUCCAUAAGUGGGUUAAUCCGUAAGUGGGUUAAUCCACAAGUUAAUUAAAUUAGUAUGUAAGUUGGUUAGUCUGUAAGUGGGUUAGUCCAUAAGUGGAUUGGGCCACAAGUAGAUUGGGCCAAAACUUGGUUAGUCCUUAAGUGGGUUAAGCCACAAGUGUUUUAGUCCAGAAGCCGGUUAACCCAGAAGUGGGUUAGCCCAAAAAUUGGUUAAUCUACAAAUUGGUUAGUCCGUAAGUUGCUUAGUCAACAAGCUGGUUAGUCCAUAGCUUGUGUUCCGACAUUGUCACAUUUCUAUAAUUGUUAUUCCCUGCCUGAAUAUGUUUGUAUAUAGAAAUUAAUAAAACAACUGUUUUCAUGUCUACUCGU